Molecule: messenger RNA, 2589 nt
Organism: Physcomitrium patens
Lineage: Eukaryota; Viridiplantae; Streptophyta; Bryopsida; Funariales; Funariaceae
Product: aspartyl protease APCB1
Biological process (GO): proteolysis
Molecular function (GO): aspartic-type endopeptidase activity
Source: RefSeq, a predicted model, not a curated record
UUUAGAAUGUCAUUGAAUCCAUUUUAUGAUGGUUAUAAGUUUCACAGCCAGAAGUUGAAGAGUUUUACGCCAACUUGGGGUUUAUUUAGUUUGCAUACCAUGGGAAAUAUAAGCAACAUUAAUCAGGGGUGGAAUUAACAAUUUCCCCACUUUUGAGCUUGUUUUGAUCUCAUGAGGCUCAUAUCACCAGCACUUCAGCUGAAACAUGGAAUUGCUUUUGAUAUGAAUUCUGGAAAACUAUUCUUUGCAUGAGACGCAUGCUGUUGCAUUCAAUUCAAGCAUGCAGAGUAUAGACGCUUCUUUGCUGCAGCAUCCAUCAAGCAUCAGAUUGGUGGCCUGUUUUGAGUCCUCCAAGUUGUCCCACCAUGGCUCGCAGUCCACCAAAAGACUCGAUUUUGUUGAGGAAAGCGUGACCAGAAUGCCCACGACGGUCACUGAUCGUUGCUCAAGUUGCAAAAUUUAGGACAAUCAACCAUCAUUACUGCAACAAGUGCAUUGGUAGAGUAACAACAACUCUCUGUGAGUGCUUGCGAGCAGUUAUCGGUAGUUUUUGUGUGCUGUGUAUGAGGAGAUGGCGAAGUGUCCCGUUGCAACGGUAGGAAUCACUAUUUCUUUCCUUCGUUUAGGGUUUUGGCAGGAACUUGUUUAACUGAAAUGUUAUUGUAUGCGAGUUUGCUGCACUAUUGUGUUGAACACUGAGCAGAGCAUUGAGUCAAGAUUACCCAUCGAAGGAUUCAGUCGCUAUUCAAAGCUGGUUUGGAAGUAAUGAGGCGAGGAGGCUGUGGAGAAUUUCUGCAAACUCCAUUGACACCAAGAGAUGGUCCAAUUCCGAGUGCCGUGAAUUUUGAAAGUUGGGGAGCGCGUAGGUUUUGGCGGCUGACGAUAAUCGUGGCUUGUAGCAUGAUUAUCUACAUUAUCAUAUGGAGCUCGCAACUGGGGCCUCCUUCAACAUCCAUUGUACCUGCUUACCACCUUGGAUCUAAGAAAUCGGGAUUUGUGUUUCCCUUGCACCGCCACCGUAGUCGGUUUCCGGAUGCGAGUGAUGUUAUGGAAGGGGGGAUGCGGCGUGGACGCAGAGCAGCAAGCCGAAGGGAGUCGGAGGAGUUUCACGUCGAAAUGAAGCUAGGUGUUCCUCCUAAGAAGUUUCACUUUCAUAUGGACACUGGAAGUAGGGAUACGUGGGUAUACUGCCAAGUUUCUCGCAAUCUUGAUGAGCCCCCAAUUGAGUUGGGACCGAACGGAAAGUUUGAGCCAAGAGAUGAAUCAAGUUACAUCCAGUGCAUAGGACACACUGCUUCUUUGUGUUCAGAAUAUCAAUAUGAACCUCACUUGUGCAACAGUGUUGACAAAUAUCACUGCGUAAACGAUUUGAAUUAUGCAGACGAUUCCACAUAUUCAGGUGUGUUAGUCAACGAAAGCCUCAUGGUAUCAACGAUUGACAACAGCGAUAUGGAUGCCAUGGGUUUGUUUUGGUGCAUAAAUGAAGCAAGCCACCCUUUCACUGGAACAGAUGGCAUCAUUGGUCUAGGGAAUUGCAAGAAAACUCUUGGGGACCAGUGGACAACCAACAAAGUAAUCAGCCAAAAUGUACUCGGAGUUUGCUUGGCAAAAGGACCUGGACCUGUGGGAUACAUCUCCCUUGGUGUCAACUUCAAGAAAAAGUUUGAGGAAAGCACUUCAGUUUGGUCAAAGCUAACUCCAAUGAGCAGUGCUGGAGAGUGUGCAUAUUCUUCCCCACUGGCAUCAAUUUCAUUUCAUGAUAAGACUUUUGUAUUCACUUCAGAGACAAACUUGGGUUUUGAUACUGGAUCUGAUAUGAUGUAUUUGGAAGCAGUCAUUUAUGAACCACUUCUAGACAUGCUUGACUCAUACGCAACAAGUAGAGGGUAUGUCAGAGUGGAAGACUCAGUGGCACAAAGUUAUUAUGUGCAUCAGAGUGAACAAAGACAAUGCUGGGCACCACCUGCAAAAAUGCAGAGAGCUUUGCUGACCAAAGCAUCACCAAUUUCUCAUUUUCACGCUCUUACAUUCACCUUCAAGGGAAUACCCAGAGCCACAGGCCAUUCUUCUGAUCAGAAUCUAAUUGUUGAACCUGCCAGUUAUUUGAGUUGGAAUGCACCAGAGAGGAAGCUAUGUGCAAACAUUAUCCUAUCUCCAAAGGAUUCCGACCUUGGAGCUAUAGGAAUGAAAGGUCAUCUAUUUGUAUUUGAUGUUGAGAACCAAAAAGUUCAAUGGAAAGUGGAUGCAUGUACCUUGUAAUGACCAUGACAGGUUUAUACAUGUACCUUGUAAUGACCAUGACCAAGCCCGUAGACAGGGAGCAGAUUCUAAUAGCAUAAUGUUGGACAUGUUGGACAUUCUAAUAGGGAUGUUGCAAUAUCCUUGCUCCCUAUGACUACCAUCUAAAAUCAUGAAAGAUACUGAUGGCAUCCAUUAGUUGUUAUGAUGUAUUAAGAUUAAUGUGAUUCUUUUCACAUAAAUUACUUGGUCCUUGAUCAGUUCUUCCACAAUUGAUCCUUGAGGUAAACAGACGUGCCUUUUAUUUUUCAUUUAUUUUUUUGAAUAAACUUGUCUAUAUUUUAUUAAUUC